AUGGACUUUGGGUCAUCUCCUGUACUCCCAUCUCUUUCCUCAUCUUCAGAUGUUCUGCUGCCCACUGUGUUACCAUCUACUUUACUUCUCCAUGUCUACUCUCGUCAUCCUCGCCCAUUGACUGAGGUGUCUAGACCGUCUUCCUUGCUGCCCUCUAAUCCUGGUACAUCAGUUCCAUUUAGGCAUGGAGAGCGCAUUGGUUUCAGCUAUCUUGUUUCUCAAAAAUAUACUGGGGAUAAUGCUACAGUCAAAGUUCUCCGUGGUUCAAAGGUAAUUGAGUUCGAUAUAAAACUUGCUACUCACAAGCGGCUCAUCCCAGCACACAAUAAAGGCAGACCCCCUUCUUAUUACAUUGUUGGGGGAUUUGUUUUUACCGCUGUGUCAGUUCCAUAUCUGCGUUCAGAGUAUGGAAAAGACUAUGAAUUUGAUGCUCCAGUCAAAAUACUGGACAAACAUCUGCAUGCAAUGGCGCAAUCUAUUGAUGAACAGCUUGUUGUAAUUUCUCAGGUUCUUGCUUUUAAUGGCAAGCCUGUCAAAAAUCUGAAGAGCUUGGUUAGCAUGGUGGAGGCUUGUGAUAAAGAAUAUUUGAAGUUUGAUCUUGAAUAUCAACAGAUUGCGGUCCUGAAAACUGAAAGUACAAAAGCAGCAACUCUAGGCAUUCUUUCAACACACUGCAUACCUUCAGCCAUAUCCGAUGAUCUCAAGACAUGA
This is a messenger RNA of Ilex paraguariensis (yerba mate), 711 nucleotides long. The record is from the annotation of a GenBank genome assembly. Lineage: Eukaryota; Viridiplantae; Streptophyta; Magnoliopsida; Aquifoliales; Aquifoliaceae.